Toxotes jaculatrix (banded archerfish) is the source of this 2772-nucleotide messenger RNA. RefSeq lists its product as uncharacterized. The transcript has 7 exons. Bases 229 to 2772 code for a protein of 847 amino acids. The record is from RefSeq and is a predicted model, not a curated record. NCBI's taxonomy places the organism in Eukaryota, Metazoa, Chordata, Actinopteri, Toxotidae.
AGAUCAUCCUCCCCCCAGAACGAGGGCUCAGAUGACCUAGAAGUCUCUCCUCUAAAGAAAAAAGUCGCAGAAGUUGAUUCUGAUGAAUUUCCAACCACAUCUGGAAUUCCCUUGAAAGUUUAUGAUAAUCUUCAGACUAGGAAUCCAAGUUCUGACUCAGAACUUAGCAACUCAGAACGGCAGGACCAAGGUUCUACCCCAAGGCUGAGGAGGACCAGAAGCAUACAGAUGAACAACCGGAUUCAUUUCGAUUCAGAUGAGCUUUUUGACCCAACCUCAGGUGACAGUGGAGAGGAAUAUAUUCCUGACACAAGUGGGGAUCAUUCUGAUUCUGACGCCAGCGAAGUUAUUGGGCCAGUUGACCAGAAAGAGAGCAUGCGCAAAAGCCUAAAUCUAAGCAGGAUGGUUAACAUCAGAGAUGGAUGUCCCUCACCAACAGAACUGAACAGUGGCUCUUCAGAACAGGAGCUUAACAGAGGACGCUCACCAUCAAGAAAAGAAACCACCUCUAGUAGACGUAAAAGGCGAAUUUCAAGCAGAACUGGUCACUCUUCAAAGCAGAGUGGAAUUGGAGAGACUGGAGAUGUGUUGGAAAACUUGACACCUGCUCUGGAGCAAAAUCUUCCCGAUAGUACCUCUUCCCCACUUAACGAUAUGGCUGACAGUUCACUUUCCAUAUCUGCUGUCUGCAAAAAGGAGAAUGGGUCAAGAAUGUAUAACAAGAAGCAAUAUUGUUUGUACUGUAAGUUAGGAGUCAUAAAAAUGUCAAGACAUUUGGAGCGUGCUCAUCACAAUAAGCCAGAGGUUGCCCAGGCUGUAUCCUUCCCAAAAGGCUCCAAAGAAAGAAGAAUGCAUCUGGAAAAUUUGAGAAAUAGGGGCAACUUUGCACAUAAUCUUGAUGUAUUAAAUGCUGGUGCUGGAGACCUUGUUCCUCGUAAGAAGCCAAAAAAGGAUUCUCAAGCACAGAAUUUCCUGCAUUGUGUAUAUUGUCAUGGCUAUUUCACCAAGAAACUCCUUUGGCGGCACAUGACUAUCUGCAAGUUCAAGCCUGGUGGUCCACAGAAACCUGGUAAAACCCGUGUCCAGGCUCUCUGUGCAUUUGCUGCACCUCCACCACCUGGUGUCAGAGUUGAAUUUUGGAAGAUGUUAAGCAGCAUGGUUCAAGAUGAAGUUUAUUUUGCUGUCAAAUCUGAUACCUGUAUCUUGGAAUAUGGUGAGCAUCUAUAUAACCGGCUUGGAUAUGAUGUUGGCAAACAUGAAUACAUUCGGCAGAAACUGAGAGAGUUGGGAAGGCUUCUGGUAUGCUCAAGGAAAACUACUCCCUUGAAGACCAUUGAAGACCACGUCAAACCUGCAAAUUUCAUGCAUGUUGUGCAAGCAGUGAAACAAGUGGCAGGCUUUGACAGUGAAACCAGUAAGUACAAGUGCCCAAGUCUCGCUCUCAAAAUUGGACAUAGCUUGACAAAAAUUUCACUGCUUGUUGAAAGCCGUGCAAAUGUGCAGAACAACCACGCUGCAGCAAAGGAUGCUCGUACAUUCCGUAGAGUAUAUGAAUCCAGAUGGAAUGAACAGAUAUCAGCUGCAUCACUGAGAACACUCCAGGAAUCCAAGUGGAAUGCCCCUCUGUUGCUUCCAUUCACAAAAGAUGUCCAGACUCUCCAUUCUUAUUUAGAUGAGCAACAACAAAAUAUCCUAAGUAAACUGUCCACAGAGACAUGCCCUCAGGCAUGGAGACAGCUGGCCAAGAUCACUUUGACACAAGUCAUUUUGUUCAACCGACGAAGAGCAGGGGAGGUGUCCAAAAUGCCCCUCUCUGCAUAUUUGUCUCAAAACCCAUCAGACCCUCAAGAAGAUGCAAAUGUUGCACUCUCAGACCUGGAGAAGAAACUCUGUCAACACUUCAGGAGGAUAGAGAUAAGAGGAAAAAGGGGAAGAAAAGUUCCUGUGCUUUUAACGCCAGGAAUGCAGAAAGCAUUGGAUCUGCUUGUCAGCAAACGGCAGGAGUGUGGAGUUCCUCAUGAGAACACAUACUUAUUUGCAAGACCAUCAGCCUUCACCUGCUACCGUGGUUCAGAUUGCCUUCGACACUUUGCCAAGGUCUGUGGUGCAAAAAGUCCUGAAAGCCUCACUUCUACAAAACUACGCAAACAAACAGGAACUUUGUCUCAAGUUCUUAACCUCAGUAACACAGAACUGGAUCAGUUAGCUGAUUUUCUUGGCCAUGAUAUAAGAGUGCAUCGGCAGUUCUACAGACUUCCUGAGGGCACUCUCCAACUUGCUAAAGUUAGCAAAGUUCUCAUGGCUCUGGAAAAGGGACGUCUGGCAGAAUUCAAGGGCAAGACCCUUGAUGACAUCAGCAUUGAUCCUGAGGAGAAUGUUCACCUCGACAGCGACACUGAAGAUGUGUGUGAGUCAGGCUCACAAGAAAGUCAGAUCACAUCCAGUCAGAGAGAAGAGAAUGAGCCCACAAUGUCAGAUGUGAGCUAUAUUGAUGAAGCACCACAGCAAGGCACCACGACCCCUCCAGGACCAUGCCACGGCCAAUCACCAAAAAGAGGUCGCCAGCCUUUCAAGAGAAGAAUGUGGGAGAAAGCGGAAAUCGUUGCUGUGGAAAAGCACAUGAUGUCGUUCAUCACAACAUGUCGAGUUCCUGGGAAAAGCGAUUGCGAUAAGUGCCUUAAAGCAGAAAAAGUAGCCCUUAAAGACAGAAACUGGUUGGCUGUUAAGUUCUAUGUUAAGAAUCGAAUCACAGCUCUCAAGAACAAAGUUUAA